Molecule: messenger RNA, 3865 nt
Organism: Pseudoliparis swirei
Lineage: Eukaryota; Metazoa; Chordata; Actinopteri; Perciformes; Liparidae
Product: nucleolar protein dao-5-like
Exons: 34
Coding region: 89-3532 (1147 amino acids)
Source: RefSeq, a predicted model, not a curated record
GUCAGGUACACACUUUGCCAUAGAAGUGCACAGGUGGGUCCGUGAGACGAGAAGCGGGACCCUGGACAGAGGACAGGUGUGGACCUCGAUGGAUUCACCCCAGCUCAAAGCUCCAGUAGGAGCCGGAGCUGCAGGUGUCCAGCAGCCGGCGGCCCCACCUCCUGGUGGGUUGAAGUGCCUCGCUGAGGAACCAGAGCCCGAAGAACCGGACCAGGUGGAGGUAAAGAAGUGCACGCCUGGAAACCCUGCGGGAGAAAAGGAUGGGAAGGAGAUGUACACAUGCGGCAGCUCUCUGUCCCCCUCGGAGAGCGAGGACGAGGGUAUCGGCAAGAAAGACAAGGAGAAGGAGAAGAAGGAGAAGAAGCUGAAGAAGAAAACGAAGAAGAAGAAGAAAGUAUCCAGCUCGUCGUCGUCUUCAUCAUCCUCCUCUUCUUCCUCCUCCUCCUCCUCCUCCUCCUCAUCUUCCUCCUCCUCCAGCAGCUCUUCGGAAAGUGACAGCGAGGAUGACAAGAAGAAAAAGAAGAAGAAGAAGAAGAAGAAGAAGAAGAAGGACGAUGAAGGAGAGAAAGACUACGUCUGGAACAGUGUUAUCAUAUCUAGUCCUGGAGGCCAAGUGGAGCAGCAGUGUGCAGAAGAUAUGAAGAUAAGCAAGGAUUUCAACUCGUCUGAUGACGAGGAUGACAAGAAGAAAGAGAAAAAAAAGAAGAAGAAGAAGGACAAGAAGAAGAAAAAGAAGAAGAAGAAGGAUUCGUCCUCUUCCUCAUCUGACAGUUGGUCCUCCGACAGUGAGGAUGAAAAGAAGAAGAAGAAGAAAAAGAAGAAGAAGAAGAAAAAGAAGAAGAAGGACUCCAGCUCCUCUUCCUCAGAUAGCUCUUCAUCCUCCUCUUCUGACAGCGAGGAUGACAAGAAGAAGAAGAAGAAAAAGAAAGACAAGAGAUCUUAUUCGUUCAUCCAGGAUUCCUGCUCCUCAUCUUCUGGCAGCGAUGAAGGCGAGAAGAAGAAGGACAAGAAAAAGGAUGAAGAGCAGAAUGAGCUCUGCAGUGUCCCUGCUAACGGUGAGACUGCAGGGUCGGGUCCCGAGGGAAAUAAGAAGAAAGAUGAAUCAGCUGACAAGGCCAAGAAAGACCUGAAAGAAAAAGCUGAAGGCAAACUGCCCACUGCUGCAGGGGGCGCCAACGCAUUCACCGAUGGUAUCGAGGAUGGCCAGCUGAGUGACGAUGAGGGCGAAGGAGGGCAGGAGGAGAAGGAUAAGAAGAAGAUGAAGAAGUUGACGAAGAAGAAGGAAAAGGAUUCUGGCUCAUCCUCAGACAGUGACGAUGAUAAAAAAGACAAGAAGAAAAAGAAGAAAAAGAAGAAAGAAAAGGACUCCUCCAGCUCCUCCUCUUCUUCAUCGGAUAGCUCCUCCUCAGAGAGUGAAGAUGACAAGAAGAAGAAGAAGAAGAAGAAGUGUAAGAAGGAUUCCAGCUCCUCCUCCUCCUCUUCUUCAUCCUCGGAUAGUGAAGAGGACAAGAAGAAGAAGAAAAAGAAGAAGACAAAGAAGAAGAAGGAUACGGACUCCUCCUCAUCUUCUUCAUCCUCGGAUAGUGAAGAGGACAAGAAGAAGAAGAAGAAGAAGAAGACAAAGAAGAAGAAGGAUGAGGACUCCUCCUCAUCUUCUUCAUCCUCGGAUAGUGAAGAGAACAAGAAGAAGAAAAAGAAGAAGAAGAAGACAAAGAAGAAGAAGGAUGAGCUCUCUCUCUCUCAACAGGACUCCUCCUCAUCUUCUUCAUGCUCGGAUAGUGAAGAGGACAAGAAGAAGAAAAUGAAGAAGAAGAAGACAAAGAAGAAGAAGGAUACGGACUCCUCCUCAUCUUCUUCAUCCUCGGAUAGUGAAGAGAACAAGAAGAAGAAAAAGAAGAAGAAGAAGACAAAGAAGGAUACGGACUCCUCCUCAUCUUCUUCGUCCUCGGAUAGUGAAGAGGACAAGAAGAAGAAAAAGAAGAAGAAGAAGACAAAGAAGAAGAAGGAUACGGACUCCUCCUCAUCUUCUUCAUCCUUGGAUAGUGAAGAGAACAAGAAGAAGAAAAAGAAGAAGAAGAAGACAAAGAAGAAGAAGGAUGAGGACUCCUCCUCAUCUUCUUCGUCCUCGGAUAGUGAAGAGGACAAGAAGAAGAAAAAGAAGAAGAAGAAGACAAAGAAGAAGAAGGAUGAGGACUCCUCCUCAUCUUCUUCGUCCUCGGAUAGUGAAGAGGACAAGAAGAAGAAGAAGAAGAAAAAGAAGAAGACGACGAAGAAGAAGAAGAAGGAUAAGGAUUCCAGCUCUUCCUCUUCUGAAAGUGAAGAUGAAAAGAAGAAGAAGAAGAAGAAGAAGAAGAAGAAGUCCAGCUCUUCUGACGAUGGCUCCUCUUCCUCCUCCUCUUCCUCUGAUAGUGAGGAUGACAAGUGUACGUGUCUACCUUUUUUACUUCAGAAGAAGAAGAAGAAGAAAGACAAGAAAAAGAAGAAGAAGAAGGAAAAGAAGAAGGGUUCUUCUUCUGAAUCGUCCAGCGAUUCUUCGAGCGAUGACGAUAAGAAAAAGAAGAAGAAGGAUAAGAAGAAGAAGAAAAAGAAAGACAAGAAGAAGGACUCGGAUUCUUCUGGCAGUGAUGACAAGAAAAAGAAGAAGCAAAAGAAAGACAAGAAAAAGGACUCAGAAUCUUCUGGCAGUGAUGACAAGAAGAAGAAGAAGGAGGACAAAAAAAAGGACUCGAGGUCCGGUUCAUCCGAUGGUUGCGGUGGCAGUGACAAGGAGAACAAAAAGGACAAGAAGGACAAGAAGAAGGACAAGAAGAAGAGUUCCGGCUCGUCGGGAAGCGAGGCGGAAAAGAAGAAAAAGAGUGUACGUUUUCUAUUAAAUGAAGAAAACCCGGGUGGUCAGCAGAGCCGCGAGCCCAAAGCGGGCGGAGCUUCGGGCUCGGGGGCCGGCGGCGGCGGCGGCGGCGGCGGCUGCUCGAGGCCCGGCGCUGGCACCGGCGUCUCCUACGUGUCGCUCCCCUCCAAACCGGUGGUGAAGCUGGAUCCUCUGAUUCCUUCUGCUGGCUCCAAGCCCUCAGUCCCUGGUCAGUACGCCACGAGUUACUCCGCCCCUAGUUACUCCGCCCCCGGUUUCUCCCCCAUUGGUCACAAUGCCCCUUACUCCGCCCCCGGCUCUAAGCCCUUGGUCCCUGGUCAGACCGCCCCUGGUCAGACUGCCCCUGGUCAGACUGCCCCUGGUCAGACCGCCCCUGGUCAGACCGCCCCUGGUCAGACCGCCCCUGGUCAGUCCGCCCCUGGUCAGUCCGCCCCUGGUCAGUCCGCCCCUGGUUACUCCACCCCUGGUUUCUCCGCCCUUGGCUACUCCGCCCCUGGCUCCACACACAGUAUUGGAGAUAGGCCCCCCCCCAUUCGCAGACCUUCCAGCCCAAUGGAGUCGCUGUUGGGGAGCCCGAGGAGGUACGCAGACGUAGGGACCCGUUCCACCUCCCAUCUCAGCUCCAGUGACCAAUCGAAAGGCGCCAAGCCGUACCAACCGUGAGACGUCGGAGAUCAAAAGAGAUGUUGUGGAUUUGGUUUUUUUAAGCACGGCUUACGCGACGCUGGUGGAUGUCGAUUAUGAUGAUGAGAUCAGCUACGAUGGCCUGGUUUCAUGCAAGACGAAAUACGAUGACACACCUGGCGGAAGGUUACUGCGCAAAGACGCAUCGCGACAUGAUGAACAUGUUCACGGCGAUGCGUCAAAUGAUCCCAUGAAAAAUGAUGAUUGUAGCUUUUUGGUAAUAGAAAGCACACGAGUGGAAUUGUAAAUUCACAAGCACAUGAAAUAAUGACAAUAAAAAUCCCCACGUUGCAGAAUAAAACAUUAUGAUUC